AUGCCCGCCCCGCUGCUCGCCCUGCUGCUGCUGCGCGCCCUCCUGACCCGCCUGCUGCUGGUGGCCCGCCAGCGCCUCCUGCCGUUGCUCCGGCGCCUGGGGGCCCGCCUGACCUCGCCGCAGUCCCGCCAGGCCCUGCUCACCUGCCUGCUCUGCGUCCUCAACCUGCGCAAGAAGGUCGACGGCUGA
Molecule: messenger RNA, 189 nt
Organism: Euleptes europaea (tarantolino)
Lineage: Eukaryota; Metazoa; Chordata; Lepidosauria; Squamata; Sphaerodactylidae
Gene: MYMX
Product: myomixer, myoblast fusion factor
Exons: 1
Coding region: 1-189 (62 amino acids)
Biological process (GO): skeletal muscle organ development; myoblast fusion
Cellular component (GO): Golgi membrane; plasma membrane; endoplasmic reticulum membrane
Source: RefSeq, a predicted model, not a curated record